Molecule: messenger RNA, 1821 nt
Organism: Misgurnus anguillicaudatus (oriental weatherfish)
Lineage: Eukaryota; Metazoa; Chordata; Actinopteri; Cypriniformes; Cobitidae
Gene: plp2a
Product: proteolipid protein 2a
Cellular component (GO): membrane
Source: RefSeq, a predicted model, not a curated record
AACGUCCCUGGUUUACUUUCGAAGAUGAAAACAGCGGUCCUAUAAAAUACAGUUACGGCCUUAACCCCAUGAAAUGUUGGGUUUAGGUUUGGGGGAUAUGGUUAGGAUAAAUUGUGUUCAGUGGGCUACUGUUUUUACCCUCAGUUUUACGCUCCUGCUCAUCCGGCAAAAUUACACGAGAUUUCAGGGUUUCCUGUAUCUCCUCUAGUCACAAACGCAGGCGUGGCGUGGCGGCGCGCCAGGAAAGAACUCAUAUAGUAGCGGAAAUACUAAGAAGAAUCUUUUGUGACACAUAUUUUUAAGUUACAGUAAAUGCGUUGCUUGUGUUGAAAUUCUUCUUGAGCAAGAUAAGAUAAAUACGGAAAAAACAAAAUAAAGAUACGCAAGUUAAUGCCAUGGAGAUUCUACCAUUCUUAAAGACACCAAAGGGGACUAUUUUAGCUGCUGAAAUGCUCCUGUGUCUCCUUGUGGUUAUUUGUAAAGUAACUUAUGGAUGCUUCAUAUGGAGUGGCAUUGUAGAGCUGGUCUGGGCCGUGGUCACAUUUGUUGUUUAUUUCAUGGAUAUAUACAAAGACCUGAGGUUUUUCCCAUGGACGGACUUUUUCAGAGCGUUUACAGGCUCACUUUUUCUUCUUAUUACUUCUCUUGUCUGUUUGAUCGGGAAUCCCUCAGUGGCAGGAGAGGUUGUUGGCAACGUUUUUGGUAUGCUAGCAGCAGUGUUGUUUGGAUAUGAUGCCUACAAUAUUAUCAAAGGCAUCAGAAGCUUUAAAGAGCAGGGUGGCAACGUCGGUGAUGUGGUGAUAAUGUAAAAGGAUUAAAUGGAAUUAAGUGGGGAAAACUAAAAGCUCCAACCUAUCCUUCCACCCAUACGAUUGUUUCGGUCGUUUGUCCAUUCCCCAAAUACGACUAUCAGAUUCAUGCAUUUACUAGUUUAGUGCCUCUACCAGCAGCAGGUGAAACUUAAUUAUAUGAAACGGUAUAUUGGGGUAUAUUUUUAUAUAGAUUUAUAAGAAAAAAGACAGAAAAGUGAUCACAAUCCGCUGUAAUAAAAUAUCAGAUCCAGUGUACACUCGUUCAAAAACUGUGGUCAGAAGCAGCAGUGAUGCAUCAUAGUGUUCUGGAUUAUGUUUAAGUCAGAGCUAUUUAGAAAGAGAGUUCAAAGAAAGUUCAAAAAGCUUGUUCGUAACGUGAUUCAGACUUCAGUUCCUGGAAGCUUAUCGUGAGCCUUUGAAAUACCAUAAUAUAGAGGCAAAGAGCUAUGGUUUUUCCUAAUUAUAGUCAAGGAAUGCAUUGAUGUACAAUAUUAUAGCGGAGGCUGCGUCAGACAGAGUUAAAGCACGCACAGAGAUGAGAAAGGUAUGUAUGGACUUAUCUAACUCUGGGGGAUACGGUGAAUAAGCAAAAUUUCCAAAAUCUGGCCAUGUUCCUUUAACAUAUUUUUCACUGCCUCCAACAACUUUAAAUCUUUUAAAAACACAUCACACUCAUUUUUUUAACGUCUUAAAACUUUCAUCACGUUUAUCACAUUUAGUCUUUUCUGCUGCAGCUCUAUGGAGCUGAUAGUAACUUCUGGGAAAUUCAUGAAAAUAAAUUGCAGUAAAAAAAAAUAAACGGUUUAAUUGGAGUGAAUGUUGAUGCGACUCUCUUUCUAAAUGGCUCUUUGUUUGAAUGAGAUCUGAAUGUAUGUUUUGCAUUUAUGGACUUCUUCAUAUAAAGUGAUUGCAUGGCUUCAGUUUACAAGGCUUGUAACUCGCAUUGUUUGUAAUAGUUUUCUACUGUUGUUUUUUUAGUCAAUUUAUGCAUUAAAAACCUGUGACUGUA